GGCGUGGGACGAGUGGGUGGGGUGGUUGUGACCUGCAGUACAAUAAAGGUUUGAGGAAGGUAGAGAAAUUUCAUUUUGAACCUAAAUUGCACAAGACGAAAGAACUGAAAAGCCGAGUUUCUUGCAGAGCAGAGGGGAAUUCCUGUAGAGACAUGGAUUUCAUUGAGCCUAUCCUAGGCGUUGCUCAGGAGCUGUACUCUCUGUGCUGUGAGGUGAAGGCUAACCGCAGUCGCUGCAGGCGGCUGGCCUCCCGGGUCCAGGCUCUGAUGGGUACAGUGAAGACUAUCCAGACUCAGGGGCCUGAGGGUCAGCCGGCAGCAGUGCGCAGGGGCCUGCGGGAGCUGAAGGGCACCCUGGAGUCGGCGCGGGAGGUGGUGAAGAAGUAUUGCUUCAUGAAUAAAGUGCAGAGGUUCAUUGAGGGGCACGGCCUGGGUGAAGCCUUUAACCUGCUGAACGAGCGGCUGAACGACGCCGUCAAUGACCUCUCACUCGCCCUGCACUCCGACGAGAAGGAGCGGCUCCAGAGGAUCUUCAGAGUGCUGACCCGGGCACAAGAGGACAGGGAAGACAGCGAGCAGGACAGGAGGGACAUGGAGACACUACUCUCUCAGCAGCUUAAGACAAAGGAGAAGGUGGAUACUAUGAGUGAGACCGUGGACUCCACCUUGGAGGAUGUGAGGGAAAUCAAGAGCAUCCUGAAGUCCAAUUGGAAAAUGGAGCAGAGCCCCCAGCUGACAGACAUCAGGGAGAUCAAGAUUGAGGAGCUAAAGUACAACAGCGAGCCCUUUAUGAAGACCAACAACUCGGAGGUGUACAAGGGAGAAUACAACAAGUUCACUGUCGCCAUCAAAAGAUUCACCUACCAAAUGAGCACUACCGCAGUUGAGGUCCGGAGAGUUUUCAAAAAGGAGGUUGAAACAAUGAGACGAUUCGAGUCCCCUAACAUUCUGAGGAUGUAUGGAAUCUGUGUUCUGAACGAGAAUAGCCUUGUCCCAGAUUUCCUGAUCGUGAUGGAGUACUGUAAGCACGGCUGUCUGCGGCAGGUUCUGGAUGGGAAGCAGGAGCUGCCGUGGCAGACCAGGAUACAGAUCUGCUUGGAUGCGGCACAGGGACUGUACAGACUGCACCAGUCAGAGGAACAGUUUAAAGUCCAUGGCUGUAUUAACAGCAACAAGUUCCUUGUUGAUUCUGGAUUCAGGGUAAAGCUGGGAGGGUUUGAACUGGCGAAGACCGAGACCUCUCUGAGGAAGAACAAAGACAAGAAGAACCACACGCUGUGCUACUGCUCCCCUCAGCAGCUGGAUAACAUCAACCAUCAAUAUGACAAAGCCUGCGAGGUCUACAGUUUUGGUAUUGUCCUGUGGGAAGUGGCCACCAGGAAGAUCCCUUUUGAAGGCUUGACACCCAAACAGAUUCAUCAGCAGGUCUGCAUAGAGAAGUACAAAGAGCCCCUCCCCCAGGACUGCCCCCCUGAACUGGCCAAGGUGAUUGACGCCUGCCGCUCUUUCGAUCCCUUCCAGCGGCCCACUGCGGGAGCGCUGGUGGAUGAUCUACGGAAGACUGUGGAGGAGGACUGCUCCCCCAUAUCAUAGAGGCCAGCUUGUGGGAAUCCCAUGAUAGUGUGAAUCCAAUCCUUCAUAAAAACAGAACAUAACAAAACCAGGUGCUGAAAACAAGAGUUGAGCUGAAGCAUGUCUGUUACCAGCACUACUUCCACUUCCCUAAACUAUUUUUAUUGUCGAAAUGGAAAACAGGAAAGCAAUAUGCUGCAAUGAACUGCCAUCACCACCCAUUAGAUUGAAUAGAAAGGCAAGGGUUAGACACAAACCGAAAACCAUAGAGUUCAAAGGCGAAUGUCUUGGCAUGUAACUGAAGAGCAAGCUCUGUAUGCUGAUGUCAGUAUUAACCCCUUACCCUAUAGAUCUAUUCUCUCUCUCUUCCCCCCCCCCCCCCCCCCCCCCCCCACUUAAUCAAAGCUCCUCCUUGAACGUAAACACCAGUGGGUGUCCACCUCGACUCAGCGAAUUUCACCAUUGAAGGGGAGGGGCCAAUUCAGAAAUGACGAAUGAAGUGAACCCUAUCUACUCAUUCGCCCUACCCCAGUAUCUGGAGCGACUCAGAAUCAUGUGUCUCGCUAGCCAGCAUACAUGCUAUAGCUUAUAUAAUCAUCCAAUAAACAUGGAUAUUAAAUCCCUGUUUCAACAACAGGGGUCACGAUUUGCAUAUCAGUGAGCAGGAGCAGUUUGGGAGGAGCGUGUAAAAAUUCCAUGCAGGCAGCUAUUGACAUUGUGAAAACUGAUCAAAAAAUAUAUUUAGUGACUAUUGGGCUCUCACUCAGUUUUGCUGCAUUUGGUCUGUACCUUUUACUAGAGACUGCUGCCUUUGCAGGACUUCUGAACUUGUUUACGUCAAAUCAAAGCUAUUUAGGAGCUCACUCAGCCAUAUUCUAUAUAGCUCAAAUGCCAUCAGGUGGGCAAUCUUGUUCAAUUUAUUGGAGGGUAGUGUACGCUGAUAUACCUUUUGCAAACUCUUAGUGUGUCAAACCCUGCUUGACUGAUGCCAGUAACAAAAAACACUAACUGCAAUGUUGCCCCAUUAAAGUCAUUGUAGCGAACAUUCGUACAUGUUUUCUACUUCCAGUAGCUACGUAGAUCUCAACUGUGGUGUUUUCAAAGAAACACAUGGUGCAGCAAACAUGUAUUUGAAUUUUAAAACAUGAGAUCUGAUGCUACAUCAGGUUAAAGAAAGUUCUCAUUUUCCAUGCCUUACUCUCAAGAUUUCUUUACAAAUAUGUUACACUUCCCAGGUUAUUUCACCACCUGGGUCAAAGCCAAAGUUACUGGCUGAAAGCAUUAGUCGAUGGGGGAAGCAGCUGGUAGGAUAAUGAAAGGAAAGAAGCUAGAUAGUAUAUUUAUAUAAAAUGACAAUCAGGUUGUUUUUAUAGAGCUUACAUGGAAACUUUUUAUACGAUUAUUUUUAUUGAUAAUAGUACUCAUUUAUUAAUCUUUCGUUCUUGCUAAACAAAGGUGUUUGAGUAACAUCAAAAUCAAGGAAAGUUGGUGUAUUGGUGACCACAAUUAUUAGGUACUGUUUUAGCGUGUUCGUUAUCAAGGAACAAGAGUGGCAUUGUGUUUUGAAGAGAAGACAUUGAUAAGAUUUAACCAAACUCUUACUAUUUCUACAUAUCUUACGACUGUGUGUCAUAUUAACUUUCUGUGAAUGUGAAAAUAAAUAUUUUGUUCUUUUAAAAAAAA
Molecule: messenger RNA, 3254 nt
Organism: Acipenser ruthenus (sterlet)
Lineage: Eukaryota; Metazoa; Chordata; Actinopteri; Acipenseriformes; Acipenseridae
Product: mixed lineage kinase domain-like protein
Exons: 11
Coding region: 153-1592 (479 amino acids)
Biological process (GO): protein phosphorylation; cell surface receptor signaling pathway
Molecular function (GO): protein kinase activity; ATP binding
Source: RefSeq, a predicted model, not a curated record